AUGGACUCGGAAAUCCCGACUCCAAAGAUGUCUUUUCAAUCGGGUGUCGGCGGAUAUUAUGGGAAUAUGUCAAGAUUACAAUUGGGGACGAGUAUGGGAGAGAACGGUAACACUUCUCUCCUUCACAUCGGUGACAUCAUCUCUCUUUAUACUGAAGACACGCAUGGAAGUCGAGGAUUUCUCUCAACGCUUGGUCUUGUCGACGAUCGUUGCAUUGUUGAAAUCAACGAGGGAAGACCGGAAAGUCCGCCGAAAAAAUUUCGGGAUUGUCUUUUUAAAGUUUGCCCGGUGAAUCGAUAUGCGGCACAGAAACAAUGUUGGACAGAACAGAAGAGAUUUCAGGCUGGCGAGAGCGCUUUCGACGAGGAGAUGAUGAACAAAUUGAGGGUGGCCGCUGAAAAAGAAAAAGAGCAAAACGAAUUGGAGUUCCGGAAAACGUUAGGCAACGUGAUUCAGUACGGGAUUUCGGUUCAACUCCUUCAUGUGAAAUCGGACAAAUAUUUGACAGUACAGAAGAAUUCACCCGCAAGACUUGAAAGAAAUGCUAUGAAGGUUUACCUCGAUAAAGCCGGCAAUGAAGGCUCGUGGUUUGUCGUCGAGCCAGCCUACAAGCAUUACACGAUUGGCGAUAAUGUAGCUGCGGGCAACAAAAUCUCGCUGAUCCCCUACUCGGCUGUGAGUCAAACGCCCGCCGCCGGUCAUGUGAAGCCGCAACUCCACCUCUCCCAACAGCGCCUGCCCGAUCACGAAACGGCAGCCGAGGUGAAUUGCCUGAAUGAAGUGACUGAAUGGCAAUUGUUUAUGUUUUUGCUUUACAAUGAGAAUCAACAUGAUGUCGUGAAAUCGGGCGAUGUCGUCCGUUUAUUCCACGCCGAUCAGCAAACAUUUCUCACGUUGGAUACGGUGGAAGAAAAGGGGGUGGCUAUGGAUGAUGUAGUCUUUUUGCGAAUGACGAAUCGACCUUCAGCUGCAGACGCGACAUCGAGUCGGGCUUUAUGGGAGAUACAAGUUCAACAAAAGGAUGCGUUUCGUGGAGGAUCGGCGAAAUGGAGAGAGCAAUAUCGAUUCAAGCAUUUGGCCACCGAUAUGUACUUGACCGUUAUACCAUUGUCACAUAUGAAAAAAGAGCCGAUGGAUCGGCGGAUGAGCUUAGCGAAAACCAAAACAAAAGAGCUUCUCGUUCCACCAUCAAACAUUUUGGAUGAGCCGAAUCCAACGAAUCAAUUCGUUUUGGCGCCGAUUUCCUCGGAAUUCCCUGAAGCUGAUCCGAAAUUGCUUUUUCGUUUAGAAGCAUCCACAAUCACAAAGAACACCGACGUACCCACGAAAUCCUUUGUCCGUCUCUAUCAUCCAAAAACUUCAACAUACAUUCACUCGACGAAUCCAAAUGAUAAAGCGAAUCUCUAUUUUCAAAGCAAAGUUGAAAAGGGAUGGGUCCGAGUUUUGUGUGAGAAUCACCGAAUUGACAAAGAGACUUUUGCUCUUUUGCCCGUUUCACCCACCGAGGUCCGAGAUCUCGAUUUCGCUAAUGAUGCCUGUCGAGCUUUGAGAAAUUUCGUUGAACAUAUUAAAGCAGGAAAAGGAGGAAAAGAGCCAUUGAUUGUAACAAUCCAAUUGUUGACUGAAUGCAUUUUUUUCGUGACGAACAUUCAAAAUCAUAUGAUCGAUCCGUUGAAAAUCAAUGACUUUUCGCCGAAUCGUGAUCGACAGAAAUUGCUGAGAGAACAAGAAGUGCUUGAUCAAGUCUUUAAACUGUUGAAAGCUCCUUUCCUACCGCGUCAAGGACAAACAGAGAUCCCACCACUUCUCAAUUCUCCUCAAGAAUUGAAUGAACCAAGGAAUGAAGUCUGGAAAACGAUGUUCCAAAUGUGUUACAGUCUGCUAAGAUAUUCUCAAGUCGGCUAUCGAAAAAAUCAGGAGUUUCUUGCGGAGAAAUUCGGGCAAAUUCAAGAACAGAUCGGUUUCGAUCUAAUGGCUGAAGACACAAUGACCGCUGUCCUACACAAUAAUCCAAAACUUCUCGAGAAAUACGUGAAAAAAGAUCAUGUUGAAAGAUUUGUGGAGUUGGUCAGAAACAAUCGACAGGGAAAAUUCCUUGACUAUCUCGCGGAUUUGUGCGUUUGUCGGGGAGAAGCGAACAAGAAAAUCCAGGAAUUGAUCUGUAACUCUGUGCUUUCCGAGACAAAUCGAAACAUUUUUAUGGACACGAUUUUGGAUGAAGACGAGGUAUUCAUCGCGUGGCAAGGAGAAAGAAAGAGACUUGUCGAAAUCGCUGAAGAUUCUCUGAGUAGUGAAGAAGAUGCGGAAAUACUUGAUUAUUAUCGACAUCAACUUGAUUUAUUAGCCCAAAUGUGUCAAGAGCAACAAUAUUUGGCGAUCGAUCCACCGCCAGAUAAAAGGCUUAUGAAUAUAUCGCAUGAAUUACCGGCAAGACUUGUGCUAAAAUGUAUGUCGGAUGGUCGUCUCCCGGCUGAUCUUCGUGCUUCUUUUGCUCGUCUUCUUCUUCAUCUCCAUGUUGUUAAGGGAAGUCCACAUUCAGCUGUCCGACACGCGAGAUUAUGGAGAGAUAUCCCUGAACAAGUCACCGUUUCCACCUACGAUACAAAUGGGACAAAAGGUUAUGUGGAUGGGGGAAGAGCGAGAUUGGAUGAGAGGAUUGCGAGAGAGAUCCUUUCCACUGUCGACAACUAUUUGGCGGGUUUACGAUCGAGUAGCGCUGACGGCGCUGUGCUGAAAGCAUCGGGCCCAAGUGUUCAUAUGAAUAAGCUCACUUUUGAGAUGGUCACUCUUGCUCGUUCUCUAGCUCAAUUCGGCUUUUACACUUUUGCUCAUUUACUCCAAUUAGCGAAAAAUUUGCUCGCCAUCGUUGACUCGAGUCCGCCGAAUAAACAAAAUACCGCGCACAAUGUACAAGAAGGGAUGAAUAUGAUAACGAGAGUGACGAGGGGAAUGUUGGCGUCGAAGACUGAUCACACAGUGCAUCGACCAACAUCAAUUGAAACAAAGAAAACCCUCGAGCAAUCAGCGCACGCAAAAGAAAGUCAACAACUCAUUCUGAAGACAAAGCUAAUCGUUGCUGAGAUUUUACAGUUUAUUAUGGAUGUACGAAGGGAUUAUCGUAUCACUGUUGUUCUCUCGUGGUUCAAGAAACGUUUCCCAUGUGAUGAAGAUGGAAAUCUACACGAUAAUGCUAAUAUCAACGAGAAUGUGGCAAAAGAGUUAUGCGAGGAAAUCUUUAGCACAACGGAAAGUGAAUUGAAUUUGGAUGGAGGAGAGGGAAGAUUGCUUUUGGCUAUACUCUUGCAAAUGACAAUGAGUGACUAUUCUCCAUUGACGAGUAUCGCGUUGAAAGUUCUCUUUCGUCAUUUCACGCAAUAUCAAGAGUUGUUGGAUGAUUUGAAACAAGUACAGUUGCUUGUGUCAAAUGACGAUGUACAGAAUUAUAAACAAGUCGAUCGUGAUCUGUUCAUUCUAAAGAAUUUAACGGAGAAAUCAGAGUUAUGGGUGCACGGAGAUCGAAAUCAUUCAUUAACGAAUUCGGAUCCAGGAGAAGAGAAGAGCACAAAAACAACUCUUGAAGGAGUGAAUCUUCAUCACUCAAAAGGAUUCAACAACGAUGAUUGUAUGAAAAGUUUAUGUCAAAUUAUUGAUCAACAUUACCCCGGGAUUGCGGCUGAUUGUGCACAUUUAUUAAAUAAGUUACUUCUUGGUGAAGAUCGAGAUGAUUCAGCGUUGGCUUUGCAAGAGUUGAGCGAUCGAGCUCCGUUGAUCGCUUAUCCACUUAUUAGACAGAUUCUCGUUCGCAUCAAACAACUUUGUUAUAAAGAAUGCAAACCGGAUGUGAUGAAUCAACAACUUUUGCGCAAUAUGAGAGUCUAUGAAGUGGUCCUACAAUUCCUCAGUGUCCCUUAUGAUAAGAAAAACGAUACAGAAAUGCCGAAAUUGAUCACGCUUUCUCACGAAUUUUUGCGAUCAUUUUGCAAAAAUAAUAAGGAGAAUCAAAGCCGAUUGCAGAAAUUUGUCUCUAUCGAGAAAGACGCGAAAGAAGGGUAUUUGAGAGUGGAAACGGUGGAAGAAGUGGCCACUGUGGUGUCAAUCUAUCGAAAUAAUCGCGAAUUGAGUCAAAAUGUUUCUGAGGGUUUAAUCGCUCAUGUUGUGAAUCUCAUCGAGAAUAAGCAACGAAACGCCAUCUAUCUCGAGCUUCUCCAAUCGCUCGUUUGCGUAGCGGAUAAAGAAAUCGAAACGAGUCAGGAUAAAGUGGCCACUGAGAUUUGUUCAGCUUCUGAUGAAGUUCGCCAAUUCUACACUGACUCUUCAUCAUAUGAAGAGUUGAUGGAAAUGAUGCGAGCCGCUCCACCGUAUCUUGACAAUACGCACAAAUUAAAAUAUCACAUCGAAUUGGUCAAAUUGCUCGCUUUGUGCACUCGUGGGAAAAAUGGAGCCACUGAGUUGAAAUGCGCUAGUGAAAUCCCGAUGGAUCACAUUGUUCGAGUCGUCACUUCGCCUGAUUGCUUGAUUGAGGUGAAAACAGCGUACCUUCAAUUCCUCCUCCAUUGCUACAUCGACACAGACGCUGAAAUGAAAGAUGCGUAUCGACCGGAAUAUGUCAAUGAUCUCUUGUCGAAUAUGCAUGCCGAUAUCAAUAAGCUUCGUGUCGAAACCCAGAAAAUUGGUGGUGCAUCAACGGCAGCUUUAGAGACAUAUAUUUGUGUGACAGUGACCGAAGUACUCAUCAAAUUCUUUGAGAAACCGUAUUCUGAUCAAGCGAAAGUUGAUAUUAUGCAAUUUCAAAAACUCUUCACGGCAAUUCUUCAAAAUUUGAGCAGUCUGCAGAAUGGAUGGCUGAGAAAAAACCCAAAAUCGACCAAAUACUGGUAUCGAGUGGCGGAAUGUGUGAAAAGGUUGACGAAAUGCGCCGAAGAUCACAACUUGACCUUGCCGGCGAAUAUAUCUAUGCCACAGGUCACCGCUGGCGCAACAGCUAAACAACGAUGGCAAAAUGCGGCCAAUUCAACUCGUUUCAUUCGCAUGAAUCAGAAAAUCCUUCAGCAACGCCUAGCGCGGCAAUCAUUAACGGCUGUUCGUCGAAAGAAUUCUUUUCUCUCAACUGGCGGAUCGAUGAUUCCACCGAUUUUAGUGUCUGAAAGAAAUGCAAAUGUUGUCAAUUGUUAUCAAAUGAUGGUUGGAGAAUUCAAAUUCUAUUUGUUACCCCUACAUGCAGCUGAGGGUUCUGUUUUGGUCGAUGUUCUUCAUAUGCCACAAUUACUUUUCCCAAUUGGAUCAACGUUGAGAGAACAAUGUGCAAAGGGACGAGUUGUUAACAAAUUGAUUCUCCAUUGCAAGAAGUUGAUGCAAAGUAAACAGGACAAUUUGUGUACCCGAGUCCUCCAAACGCUUUGCCGAAUGGCGACCGCUCAGCGAAAGGAUUUCAACGAUCAAGGUGAACGUCUUCGCUCAAAACUAUUGCUGAGAUAUUUCGGAGAACACGGUCAAUUGAAGAGAUCCAAUGGGAAAAAUAGUGAUAAAGAUGAGGAAAUGCUAUCUCUGGCGGAAGUCGCGCCAAUCGACUCAGUACCCGUUUAUGAGAUUCAGUGCAAAUUGAAUGACGCUGGGGCAUCAGAGCUUGUAAUCGACAUCAUCACCAGCGAUCCCUCGUACGAGAUUUUCCUUAAAGCCGUCCAAUUGGCGCGCUCGCUAUUGCACAAUGGAAACGACAAAGUGCAGCACUCAUUCUACAUGAUGCUUAAGAAGAAAGAUGUGCAUGAGCCAUUUUUCAAGGCGAUUUCAAUGCGGCUUCAAGCAGCUCAAAAUCGGCUUAAAAGUGAUAUGAUGAGCUGUUCGGAGACGAAACCAAAAACAACUAGCUCGACACAAGUCAGUCGACGGUCAUCAGCCGUUUUGACGCCAUCCGUCGAUGCGAACAACGCUGAUCACCCGUUUGCCUCGUUUUCGGAGGGAACGACGAGUGGAAGACUAAACGUGCCACUUACCGUACCCGGAUUUUCGCGUGGCUCAUCGAUAAAUGGUGGAAUGGAGUUGGAAAUGGGCAGUAUGCCUGAUAUAAAUCCCUAUCAAGAUGAGGAAAGACCAAAAGACGAUCUUCCAAAAGAAGUGGCUGUUGUUGAGCCGAUCCUUCGAGUCCUACAGUUGUUAUGUGAGAAUCACAACAGUUUACUACAGAAUUUCAUUCGUAAACAAUCGGAUCGUGCAAAUCACAAUCUCGUCGCUGACACUUUGAUGUUCUUGGAUACGGUUUGUGGCUCAACAAAGGGCUCACUGGGAGUUUUUGGGGAAAUUGGUGUUCACAACUUUUCUUUAAUCACUCAAACGCUGAACACAUUGACUGAGUUUUGUCAAGGACCUUGCCACGAAAAUCAGAACACGAUGGCAAUGCAAGAGAAUGGAUUAAACAUCAUCAUUUCCCUUGUCCUUAACGAUAUCAAACCGCUGGCUGAUGAGAGAAUGGAUUUAGCGCUAGAAAUAAAGAGUAAUGCCUCGAAGUUACUAUUGGCGAUCAUGGAAUCGAGACAUGAUUCCGAGAAUUCGGAAAGAGUCCUCCAUAAUAUGACGAAUAUGGCUGGAGGACCGAAACAAUUGGUCCACGCAAUCACCCAAGCCUACAAAAUGUCGAAUUCGAAUGAUCUAAAGAUCGCGCAAGUUCGACGCGACAUCCUCAAUCAUACGCCUCACAUGAACGGCCCUCGCUCAAUGGACGGUCCAACCGUGAAAAUGGAUCAAGUAACUCUACCCGGGAUUUCUGUGGAAGGAAGUUUGACGAUAAUUGAAGAAGAAAAGAUUAAAGAAGAGGAUUAUGAUAGGAAAUGUUCCGAAUCGACGAUCGUCAAUCCGAAAGAAGUCGGUCACAAUAUUUACAUUCUGGCGCAUCAGUUGGCAAGACAUUCAGAUGAAUUGGAACACUGGUUAGAUCCAGAGGAUGAGCAUAAAAGUGACGAAAAUCGAGAAGCUCUUCGCUUCUACAAGGAUCACACGGCACAGAUUGAGAUUGUUCGCCGUGAUCGAACACUUGAACGAGUCGUUUUCCCAAUUCAUCCAACAUGCUCUUUUCUCACGAAAGAAACGAAACAAUUCGUUUAUGAAAAUACGGAAAGAGAUGCACAGGGCUCAAAAGUAACCGAAUUCUUCGAGCAAUGGGAAGAAUUGUAUGAGGAAAUGAGAUGGCAAGAGAAGCUACAAAAUCGUCGAAUUCUCUCUUGGUGCACUCAACGUCUCCGUUUAUGGGGUCGUCUGUGUCUUUUCUUUGCAAUUCUCGUCAAUAUCAUUGUUGCUCUUCAUUUCCCGUUUGAGAGAGAUGACGUGCCUUACACUCAUCCUGAUACCUCUGUGUUGGCGGGAGCUUUCGGCUCGCUUGCUUUUCUUUAUUUUCGAUGGGAUGACACCUCAGCUGUCGGGACUUCUUGGGGUUUCAUGUGGUGUAUCGCUUUCUUUAUGUUUUCUUUUUCGACUCUUCUGAUGAAUGUGAUCGGAUUGGUGCCUGCUCUAUGGAUUAUUGGAAUAUUUCAGAUCAUCAACAAGAUCAUUCACAUCACAGCUUUCGUCUCGAAUCGAGGAUUGGUGGAUAAAAAUUGGAAAGAACGACUAACGGAUCGUGAUCUCUACUACCAUUUGGUGUAUCUCUUUUUGUGCAUCGCCGGUCUCUUCAUUCAUCCGUUUUUCUAUGCUUUCCUACUAUUUGACAUUGUCGCCUCCGAAGACACUCUCCAAAAUGUGAUCAAAUCGGUGACGAAAAAUUGGAAAUCAAUCAUUUUGACGGGAAUGCUGGCCUUGAUCCUCGUCUAUCUCUUCGCUAUUUUUGGAUUUCUAUUCUUUCAAAACGAUUUCCGUCUCGAAGUGGAACAAGCGCCUCCUUUGCCGACCUCGAUCCCUCCACCACCGCCAUUUCCUCUGAAAAAUGAGGAAACAUGUUCAAAAGAUCAAUGUUCCGAAAAGAUUAAAGAAAAUAAAGACGAUGAUGAUCCUGAAGAAGAACGAAUUUACACGUGCAACUCGUUGAAAAUGUGCAUUAUCACUACGCUCAAUUGGGGAUUGAGGAAUGGAGGAGGGAUUGGCGAUGUGCUCAGGAAUAUACAUCCCGAGGAACCUACUUUCUAUUGGCGGAUUUUCUACGAUAUGUCCUUCUUUGUCGUCUGCAUUGUCAUUGUUCUUAACUUGAUUUUUGGUGUGAUCAUUGACACUUUCGGCGAUUUGCGUACGGAGAAAAACGAGAAAGAAGAUGUGCUAAAGAACACUUGCUUCAUUUGUGCCCUAGAAAGAGGGAAAUUCGACAAUCGAUCCGUUUCUUUUGAGGAUCACAGGGAAAAGGAACACAAUCUUUGGCAUUAUUUGUAUUUUAUUGUCUGGCUUGAAAUCAAAGAUGGAACCGAGUUCACUGGUCCAGAAUCGUAUGUGCAUGAAUGUAUCACAGGAAGAAAUCUUGAUUGGUUCCCGAGAAUGCAAGCGAUUUCAUUAAAAGAAGAAGAUCAUGAAGCCGAACAACCCGAGAUGACAGCAGUGAGGGAACAGAUGAGAGCGAUGAAUCAAAUGAUGAGAGAAAUGGCCACACAAAUGGAUGAAUUGAGACAAGCUUUUGAUAUCAUGGCUACGGCUCGCGUUCAGCCGUCUGUC
This is a messenger RNA of Mesorhabditis belari, 8622 nucleotides long. The record is from the annotation of a GenBank genome assembly. NCBI's taxonomy places the organism in Eukaryota, Metazoa, Nematoda, Chromadorea, Rhabditida, Rhabditidae.